Molecule: messenger RNA, 3360 nt
Organism: Pungitius pungitius (ninespine stickleback)
Lineage: Eukaryota; Metazoa; Chordata; Actinopteri; Perciformes; Gasterosteidae
Exons: 7
Coding region: 642-1274 (210 amino acids)
Biological process (GO): cell adhesion; positive regulation of cell population proliferation
Cellular component (GO): plasma membrane
Molecular function (GO): stem cell factor receptor binding; cytokine activity
Source: RefSeq, a predicted model, not a curated record
UUUGAGGAAAUGAGCAUAAAUCAAUAUAAAUAGCUGUGGAUAAUGAAUAAAAUACUGAAAUAAUAAAUUCGAUGAAGGCUGAAUAUCAGCUACCUUCAAAUUUGUGCUCUAAAUAAUCGUACAACAUUAACAUCAAGCUGUUAUCUAACCACCACUUUCUAAACAGCUGUGGGAAUAACCUUGACAUAUUCUAAGCGCAAUAUUCCCUCGAGAGAACAAGCGCCCACUUUCUCCUGACGAACUAAUUGAAACGUGGGAGUUUAUGGAAAAAAAAGUGUGUGUGUGUGACACAGUGACUCAGCCUGUAGGCGGCCUCUCCAGCGUCUCAACAGAUCCGUCUGGACUGGAAGCAGACUGCCAGCCCAUCGCCAGGUUUCACUACGCGCUCGGACAUCACAGGCGGACACACAAUGAGCUCUGUCUUCGAGCUGCAAACACUUCAUUUCACGCACCGGAUUUGAGCAACCACAGAUCUUUGCUCCUUAUGAGGAAGAAAAUCUUGAAUGCACCUUGUCUCCUCUUGAGUCUGUGCACAAGUUUGAACAUCUGCUCCGGAAAAUUUGGGACACCGAUAACUGAUGAUGUGAGCAAGCUGUCCUUAUUGAAAUCUUCUGUCUUGAUCUCCGUCGUAGAAGCAGAACAUGCCCUCCGAUUAUGAGAUCCCUGUCAGUUCCAUUCCCAAAGAAGUGGCCGGCCCGUGCUGGGUGGUGCUGAAUAUCUAUCCUUUGGAGCAAAGUCUUCGCAAGCUGGCCAGCAGGUUCGGCGCCAUCUCGUCCAACAGAGAAAACAUCAUUGUCUUCAUUGCAAUGCUGAAGAAUCUACGCUUCACCUUUGACCAUGAAGAACUGGAAACAGUGAUGCAAGUGUUCCAGUGUCACUAUCAGGAGGAGCGCUUGAUGUCUGCUCCUUACUUUGACUACAUCAAAGAUGUCUUACAUGCCGCCUCUCACGGAACAUCUGGCUUCUCUUGCAAGCCGCCACCGUGCCUUAAUCCACGAGAAACGCCAGGGGGUCUGGAGGAGGGUCGGGAGAACAGCUGGUCCAAGAGAACUCCCUUGCUUCUGGCUCUCAUCCCCUUCACAGCUUGUGUUGUUGUCCUAGUGUACCUGGUCAAGUCCGGGAGGCUUCUGCCAGCGUGCAACACAGAAAAUAGCCACAUGGCCCCUUCUGACGCGAUCCCAACUGUGUCCGUCUCCAUCCCGCUCCAGACACUCGCCCACGCUGCUGACACACAGCCGGUGGGGGAGGCGAUCCCCCAACACGAGAGCGGAUGAAGCGCGAUUAAUAGAAGAGGGGAUAUCUGGGCCGCACCGUAACACAACUCACUCUGCAGGUUAUUUCGUUAGCGGAGGGGAGCCGGCUGGAUGAACCCAGUGGUCUCACGCCCCUUCCUCUGCUUUCACUCAUCCGAGUGCACGGACCCGGGCUACCAGAGGGGAAACUCACCUGCUGUGAAGGCAGCUUGCCCACGCACUUCAGGCACUUAACCAUCCAAAGAGAGGGAGGGGAGGGGAGGGGGGGGGGGGUGCUGGGACCAACGGAAGAACUACAUAAUGGCUGGUUAUGCCCCAGAGUGCCUGGUGAAGUACAUUGAUUGUCUGGUCUUGGCCAGUGUUUAGCAGCAUCUGGCUUGCCUUCUCCGAGCAGACCAAGUUUUUUUUUUUUUUUUUCUUUCCUCGCUGCCAUUCAGGGUGUUGUCAAUUCUCCAGUUUUGUACCGCUGGAGCCUCUGACCCCCGAAAAUAUCAGACUGUUUGAAAGAUUUCCUUCCAAGAUGGGAGUCAUCAAUUGGCCGCGUCCCGGGUGGUUCCCGAGAUCGUUGUCUUUUUGAAGACCGUUUUCCCAACCUGCUCCUGGGCCCUGGGUUCUGCUGAUAGGGCAUGUGGUGUGCACGCAAAGAAGAGCAUUCCUAUCACUACUGCUUUUUUUUUCGUAAAUGCAUCAGGGUGAAAGCGGGGUUAAAGAAGCCGCACGCGAUCUACCGCAGCUUGUCUGUCACUAGUUGACACUAUCCCGAUCCGUCGCAAAUGACAAAACCUUCCAGUCACAAUACACGAUACCCCCGAGAGCUUCGACAAGCCUUCCGCUUUGUGUAUCAAAGAUCUGACCAGAUGGCAGAUAGCCACCAGCAGAGGCCCUUUGAAUCCCGCCAUUGUAUCUCGAAGCUUGUUGCCCAGUGAUCUAUAGCUGCUGCUCGGCCACAGCGGGUGUGUUUUUUAAUGCCUUAUUCACUGAGUCAAUCAUGUUCGGUCAUGAGAACAUGACUACUGUAAUGUGUCAGAGAGAGGGAGCGAGGGACGGGCGGGCCGAACGAGGGAAAGAUGGAUGGAUGGAUGGAUGAGCUCAGCCAGAAGCAUAAGGAGGGCUUGUUCUUGCCACAAAAGAAGUGGCCGUAGGCUGGAGGAAAUGCCAGUUACAAACACGACUGAUGUCGGCAGAUCCCUAUGAAUCAACGGGCUGAGAAUCUGCCCAGACCGCAGGCAAUGCAGCCUCAUCUACAGGGGAUGGUUAGAAUUUCAAUAACAGUUGUCUGUAUUCGAGUGAUUUACAUCCAAAAACCGAUCGGGGGAAAGAUCUGGGACGAUAUACCACUAUUAAAAUGUUUUCAGAUUUUAAACCAGGUCUACAACCAUGUUUACGUGUCAUUCUGGUGACCAAUGUAAAGAUUUUGAAUGUCUGUAUUUGGUGGAAAUGUGUAUUUCUGUUGUAUUUGAGCUAUUCAAGUUAUUUUCUCAUACGAUACACUACUUACACAAUCUAUUGAACUUUUUCUAUAAUUAUAAAGUUGCACAAAAAUAAUAGAUCAAUUCAAGUUACAAAUGUGAUGGGCUGAACAAAAAUACUUUGAUAUUUGAUAAAAACACCUUAAAUUCACAUCACAAAGCUACAUUAGCAGAUCACAAAGGCGAUUUGGUCAAGGUUCUUUUGCGGGAGAUGUUUACAUUAUUUGGUCCACCCACUGUCAAUGGGUGGCCCUUGAGAAAAAUAUUUUUAUUCUGUUUUCCGAUCAUUUAUCCAACCAUAUAAAACAAUAUACAAUAUAUAUUGGCACAUCAUAUUAUUGUUGUCAGCGAAACCGUAAAUGUCAUGUCUAAAUGUGUCCUAGAUAUCCUUAUAUUUAAAAGAAUUGAAAUACAACACACAAUUUGAGAAAUAAAGUUCAGUUCAGUUCACAUGAUAAAAGGCUGGUUUUGUGAUAACAUAUUUGUGUAUAUACAAAUCUCAAAAGAAAGAUCAAACAUCAAUGUAUUGUCGUCAUGUCAUAGACUUUCUUCUCCUGACAGAUGAACAAGGACCAAGAUGCAUCGAUGCACAAAUGACGGAUGAAUAGCAUCAAUAAAAUGUUUUGGUGAUACUAUAA